AUGUCUCACAUCGACUCUGGCUCUUCUCCGGACGCGACCGGCUCUGGUCAAGGCACCUCGCCGCCUGCGCCGACUCCAGAAAACAAGUCAGCAGUGCAUCGUAAGCCUGCCAAACGAGAACGUGUCGCUCUGGCUUGCCAAAGAUGUAAAACAAGAAAGCAAAAGUGCGAUGGUCAACGGCCAGCCUGCGGGUCAUGUGCUCGCCUAUCAUUGAAAUGCGUUUAUAUCGUCCCUCUCGUACCCGCAGCUGGGGAAAAGAAAAUUUAUAUCAAAGCGCUCGAGCAUCGCAUUGCCGAGCUAGAAGCAUACCUCUCUGCACUAGGCCAUCCUAAUAUCGGUACUAGCCAGCUAGGUCGUUUAGGGCAAUCAACAUCUUCGCAGAAUGUAGCGAUGCUACCGGUUGGCCAUUCGGGUCAGGGGCAGGUACCUACGUUAAUACCCGAACAGACCCAACGGAAUGACGAAGAGGAAACCAAUGAUGUUUUACUCGCUGUUAGGGACCUAUCGCUUUCAGCUUCCGGUCACUAUGUCGGAGCCUCUUCGAAUAUUUCCAUAGGACGGGUACUGAGUUCCUUCGUAACCAGCCAGAAGGCAUCAAUGCCGGGUAUCCAUGAAGAUCAGUCCGCUCAGGGAGAGGAUGAUCCGGCACCAAAAUCCAUCUACACGUCAAAUGCCGGUGACAUGAUUGGAGUUCCAUUUCUGAGUCCCCAGGUUGCCGGGAGGCUUUUACAUGGCUACUUUCGGCACAUCUGCACAAGGUACCCCAUGUUGCACUCAACUGAAGUGGUGAGGCUUCACAAUAACCGGGACCACCUCACAGACGAAUACGAGCAGACUAUAUUACAUUUGGUAUACGCAGUGAGUGGUAGGUGGCUGGAAUCUGCAGGCGAAAUGGGGCAUUUCUUUAGUGACCAGCAUUACGAAUUUGCUUUUGAAGAGAUGGAAUCUAUGCUCCGUCUGCGGGACGGUCGAACGGUGAAUUACUUACUACUUAUGGCCUUGUAUUGCACAAGAGCCCCUAAGGACCCCGGGGCCUGGACCUACGUGGGAGCUGCUAUGAGAUUAUGUAUAGAAUUAGGGUUACAUCGUCGACCCCGGAGACAACAACCCGGCGUCGAAGGCGAGAUGGAUAAGCGACGAUUUUGGACGGCAUAUUUCCUCGACCGCGAUAUUUCCAUCGCCGUGGGGCGUCCCCCUAGCAUAUCAGAUCACGAUAUCGAUGCAGAGCUGCCUCUUGAUAUCAACGAGGAUACACUAGACAGCGAGGUCAUUCGCCAAGCCGCAAUGCGUGCCAACGAUAUCCCGGUCUGUCCUUCUAGCACGUUAACAUCUUUCAUCCACCGGACCCGGCUCAAGCGAAUAGAGUCGGAGAUCCAACAUAACGUUUACAGAGUCGAUCGACCAAACGACGUCUCGGAUGCCACUAUAGGCGAAUUCCUCAACAGACUCAAUGCCUGGAGGGACGCCAUACCUUUUGAGACGACCCACUACGUUCACAAACAGGAGAACCCCUUCGAGGGCGCGGAGUUGUACACACUUCAUUAUUACCGAUGUGUUCGCUUCUUAUUAUACCCGCAGCUAGCUAAGAUCCCGGUAAACAUGCACUAUUUAAAACUUACCGCCGAUGCCUGCAUAGGCAUCAUCACAGAUUAUCGAAAGUUGCACCAAACUUUCCCGAUUGGGUUCUCAGCGUUGUCUAUACAAUCCGUCUUUUUGGCAGGCCUCACUCUGAUAUACUGCGCAUGGCUAGCUCCUAUGAAUUUCAUCAACGUCGAGGUUCCGCUGACAGAUUGUCAAAUUCUUCUGUAUAUCGUUACGGAACGUUACCCGUCGGCCAGGAAGUAUCGUGACGUGUUCGAGCGUAUUAAAUCGUCCAUAAUGGGAAUUAUCGCACAGGGAAAGCAUGAGCCUCGAAACCCAGUGCAGAUAGAUCCGAAUGUCCAAAAGGGAUUUGCGAGCUUCGAAGGACAGUGGGCUCCAGGCAUGGGCGCCGACUUCUCUUAUAUGGUCAACGCGAUGACAGGGAAUAUGACUGUACCUCAAUUCGACAUGACCAUGGAUCCAUCAACGACAGGGUUGGUUGGCGGACACCCCGACCAAUCUACAUCGAACCUUGACCAAUAUCAAGCGGUUUGGUCCGGGAUGCAGCAUCCGAUGCCUCAUGAAUUAGGUGAUGUGAAUAAUCUUGGUGUAAUGUACCAAUGA
Messenger RNA from Annulohypoxylon maeteangense, 2205 nucleotides. RefSeq names its product fungal-specific transcription factor domain-containing protein. Bases 1 to 2205 code for a protein of 734 amino acids. Gene Ontology annotation, molecular function: DNA-binding transcription factor activity, RNA polymerase II-specific; sequence-specific DNA binding; zinc ion binding. NCBI's taxonomy places the organism in Eukaryota, Fungi, Ascomycota, Sordariomycetes, Xylariales, Hypoxylaceae. The transcript has 5 exons. Gene Ontology annotation, biological process: positive regulation of transcription by RNA polymerase II; DNA-templated transcription. The record is from RefSeq and is a predicted model, not a curated record.